AUGGCGUUUUACCCUCCCUCUUGGGUGCCUAACCUCCCAGAAAUACCUGAUUCAAUCAGCGUAGCAGACUUUAUCAACACUGAAAAAGCAGGGCGGAAGAGCUUUGAUAAGUCCAAGAGGCCGUAUACGUGUGGUGUGACCGGGGCUUCGUGGACUGCGGAGGAUGUUGCGAGGCGUGUUGACCUUCUUGCGAGGGGCUUAGCGAAAAAUAUCGGGGUUGAUCCGAAUGAUGGAACGGCGUGGGAUAGAGUCGUGGCGAUUUACGCCCUCAACACGAUUGAUUAUAUCCCCGUUACACACGCCAUUCACCGUGUAGACGGCAUCGUCACGCCGGCUAGUUCAGCGCACUCAGCGUCUGAACUGGAACAUCAACUCCGAUCAUCAGGCGCAAAAGCACUAUUCACUUGCUCUCCUCUCCUCAGCACAGCGCUCAAAGCAGCUUCUGCCGUUGGCAUUCCCAAAAAGCAUAUUUUCUUGCUUCCAUUGCCUGAAACUCCCUCUGAAGAAUCCUUCAAAACUAUUGAAGAUCUCAUCGAGGAGGGCAAGACGCUGCCGCCGUUGGAGUUAUCAGCUUGGACGCCAGGACAGGGAAAACGACAAGUCGCGUAUUUAUGCUACUCAAGCGGCACAUCAGGUCUUCCCAAAGCUGUUAUGAUCUCUCACUACAACGUCAUCGCAUGUACCCUCAUGAUCCAUACCUUUGAGUCCAUAACGCGCGCCCAGGACAACAUCGACACGCAAGUAGCUCUCGGUCUAUUACCCUUCAGCCACAUCUACGGACUCGUUGUAAUCGCCCACAUAGCGCAGUAUCGCGGCGACGAGAUCAUCGUCCUGCAGCGCUUCCAACUCGAACAAUUGCUAGCUGCUAUUCAGAAAUUCCGCAUUGAGCAAUUGAGUGUUGUACCGCCGAUCAUCGUGCAGAUUUUGAGUAACCAGGAUAAAUGCCAGAAAUACAAUCUCGACUCAGUGAGGCUUGUCUUCUCUGGUGCUGCGCCCUUGGGAGGCGAGACGAUUCAGAAGUUACUCGAGUUAUAUCCAAAAUGGCGAAUCAGCCAAGGCUACGGCUUAACGGAGGCUUCACCGUCUGUAUUUCACACCAGCGAAGCAGAUCCCGUUCUCGGCUCAUCAGGCUCUUUACUCCCCGGCGCAAAAGUCAAGAUCAUCGACCAGCACGGCUCUGUAGUCACUGCCUACGAAACACCAGGCGAAUUAUACGUUCAAGCGCCGAAUGUAGUGCUGGGAUAUCUUCAUAAUGAGAAAGCUAACGCUGAGACGUUUGUGCACCGUGAUGAUGGGCGGUGGUUGAGGACGGGCGAUGAAGUCCUCGUGCGGAAAUCACCACGCGGGAAUGAUCAUUUCUUCAUCGUCGAUAGAAUCAAGGAGCUUAUAAAAGUCAAGGGCCAUCAAGUUGCACCCGCAGAACUGGAGGCGCAUCUCCUCGAUCAUCCAUACGUAGAUGACUGCGCAGUCAUAGGCAUUUUGGACGAGCGCGCAGGCGAGGUACCGUUAGCGUUUAUUGUAAAAACGACAAUGGAUUCUCAAUAUCUACUGUCAAGUCUCGUUGACUAUCGCGUUACGAAUGUCACUAUUCUGAGCACCGCCGUUUUGGCGGUUAUAGUGGCGUUCGCCCUGCUAAACCGCCUACUAACUCCCCACAUCGACCCACGCGAACCGCCCGUCUUGAAACCGUCGAUUCCGUGGGUAGGACACAUCAUCGGGAUAAUUCGUCACCAGGCAGAUUACCCCAGAAUCAUCCACAAUGAGAACCCUCACGUCCCAAUCGCGACCCUCCCCAUGCUCAACGGCAAAGUCUACGCCGCCUUCGAUCCCGCCCUCCUCCAGACCCUCCUCCGCAACAAGACCGCGUCCUUCGAGCCCUUUGUGUUCGACUACGCGAAAAAGACCUUUGCGCUGAAGCAGGAGACGUUUGCGAAAGUUAAGGUACCGGGCGUUUACGAUGAAUUCACCGAGGCGAUACAUGCGAGCUUCCAGGUUAGGCAUUUGCAGCAGAUGAAUGUGCAUUUCUUGGGGAGUAUCGCUGCGAAGUUGAACGGCGCGACGAUACGUGCUGAUGCGAUCAAUGCGGGAAAAGAGACGGUCGGCAAUGGAAGACUACACGUUGAGAAUUUAUAUCUUUGGUGUCGCGAUGUUAUGAGUCUCGCUACAACGCGUUCUCUGUACGGCGACACUGAUCCGUUCAAUCGCGAUCCCUCUUUAAUUGAAGACAUGUGGCUUUUCGAAGAAUCAGUCCCCUACUUCCUCCUCUCGCUCUUCCCCUCGAUCACGAUGCCAAAAGCCUACAAAGCGCGCUCCACGCUGCAAAACAUCGCCUGCAAAUGGUACGCCCAAGACCACGACAUCCACGACCCCAGCGUCUCAGCCCUCGUACGGAACCGCGCCGGCGCACUGCGAAAGAACGGUCUUACAGGGUAUGAGAUUGGCAAGUUUGAGGUUAUUCUCCCAAACGUGGCGACGCUUAAUGCCGUGCCGACGUUUUACUGGCUUUUGCUGUACAUCCUCGACCGACCGGAUCUCCUCGCGCGUAUACGAGCCGAAGCUGAGGAUGCAGCUAUUAUUGAGGAGAAUAAUGGGAAGAGGAGUGCGGCGUUUAACAUUGGGGAUUUUGAGGAGAGGAUGCCGCUGCUGGUGAGCUGUUAUCGCGAGACGUUGAGGCUUGCGAACCAGACUCUUAGCAUGCGACGCAUCCUCCAAGACACGAGCGUCACAACACCCGAAGGAACAACGUAUAUUCUCAAAAAGGAUACAGACCUACAACUCCCCGCUGGCGUAGCACACUACGAGGACAGCGUCUGGGGCUCAGACGUCAACGUCUUCAAUCCAGAGCGUUUCCUCCCCGCGUCCAAGGGCAGCGCAGAAGACGAGCGCAAGCGAAAAGCAGCGUACAUACCCUUCGGCGGCGGUCGUCAUCUGUGUCCCGGCCGCAACCUCGCUUUCGCAGAGAUAAUCGGCUUCGCGUCUGCAUUACUACUAGGUUUCGAGAUUGACGCUGUGGGAAUGGGCUUUGGCGAUGUCAAGAAGCUGGGACCGCAACUUGCGGGGGGGACGGUGAGGCCUGAGAGGUAUGGCGCUGGGUUGGGGGCUGGGAUACAGAUGAGGCGGGGUUGGGAGGAUGUGCAGUGGAGGUUUGAGUGUUGA
Fusarium tjaetaba is the source of this 3156-nucleotide messenger RNA. RefSeq names its product cytochrome P450 monooxygenase 8B1. Gene Ontology annotation, molecular function: iron ion binding; monooxygenase activity; heme binding. Bases 1 to 3156 code for a protein of 1051 amino acids. NCBI's taxonomy places the organism in Eukaryota, Fungi, Ascomycota, Sordariomycetes, Hypocreales, Nectriaceae. The transcript has 9 exons. The record is from RefSeq and is a predicted model, not a curated record.